AGUAACCACCGCUGCCUCAGGUGGAGCCGUCGCGUGGGGCUAUGGGAGCCGUAGGCAAGACAGCUCCCAAAUCCUUGUGGGAGUCGUAGUCUCGGAGCCACUUCCGUACAGGAGUUCCGCGUGUUAGGCAGUUUGGACGAUCCAGCACCGCGUUCUACUCAGGAGAAGCCGACCCCUCCCGCCUCUCCAGGACCCCACGAUGCCCGCCCCGCAGUGCGCCUCUUGCCACACGGCGCGCGCCGCCCUCCGCCGUCCGCGCUCGGGCCAGGCGCUGUGCGGCGCCUGCUUCUGCGCCGCCUUCGAGGCCGAGGUGCUGCACACAGUGCUCGCAGGCCGCCUGCUGCCUCCUGGGGCCGUGGUGGCCGUGGGCGCCUCGGGCGGCAAGGACUCCACGGUGCUGGCGCACGUGCUGCGCGAGCUGGCCCCGCGCCUGGGCAUCUCGCUGCACCUCGUGGCGGUGGACGAGGGCAUCGGCGGCUACCGGGAUGCGGCGCUGGCAGCCGUGCGGCGGCAGGCGGCGCGCUGGGACCUCCCGCUCACCGUCGUGGCCUACGCGGACCUCUUCGGGGGCUGGACGAUGGACGCGGUGGCCCGCAGCACUGCUGGCUCCGGCCGCAGCCGCGCCUGCUGCACCUUCUGCGGGGUGCUGCGGCGCCGAGCGCUGGAGGAAGGGGCGCGCCUCGUGGGAGCCACGCACGUCGUGACCGGACACAACGCGGACGACAUGGCGGAGACGGUGCUCAUGAACUUCCUGCGGGGCGACGCGGGCCGGCUGGCGCGGGGCGGGGGCCUGGGCUCCCCGGGCGAGGGGGGCGCCCUGCCGCGCUGCCGCCCGCUGCAGCUGGCCUCGCAGAAGGAGGUGGUGCUGUACGCGCACUUCCGCCGCCUCGACUACUUCUCCGAGGAGUGCGUGUACGCGCCCGAGGCCUUCCGCGGCCACGCGCGCGACCUGCUCAAGAUGCUGGAGGCGGCGCGGCCGUCGGCGGUGCUGGACCUGGUGCACUCGGCCGAGCGCCUGGCGCUGGCCCCGGCCGCGCGGCCCCCGCCGCCUGGCGCCUGUUCCCGCUGCGGGGCGCUGGCCAGCCGCGCGCUCUGCCAGGCCUGCGCGCUCCUGGACGGCCUGAACCGCGGCCGGCCCCGCCUGGCCAUCGGCAAGGGCCGCCGGGGGCUGGACGAGGAGGGGCCGCCGCGGGAGCCGCAGCCGUCCCGACCGCUGACUUCUGAGCCUGUCCCCGACUUCUAGAGACUCCAGUUCCCCGCGGGGAUCUGGCGCCGUGGGGGCGCGGGACCGCCUAUAAAUGACACGGAAUGAACCCGAGUUACCUGAGCCCGCGCUUCAUGUGCAGCUGGGAGAGAGACGGAACCUGUUACCUGCGAUCCUGCAGACGCUGGGGCUCUGGGCUCCUGGGGCUGGGGCCCGGGGACUCCUGCGCCUCAGGGAGGGGAGCACUAGACGACCUUCCAUUCCUGAGCGAGUGGGAAUUAGGGGGCUGCUUGCCUGUACCUCUGUGGGGUUCUGGGCGUGCUCAGAUAGCCCUAACCCUUCUCGAUCGCCUACUUCCCGCCUGAUGUUCGUGUUUGCCUGUAGUAGGCUAAGCACAACCAGGCAGCUGGAUGGACAUGUCAGUUACAGCACUCGUGGUGUUUCUGUGUGAGCGCUGUGUGUCCUGCAGGCGCUGGGCCAUCUCAUUUCACCCGCACCACAAUCUCGUUGGCUGUAGCCCGAGGCCCAUAACUGGCCUGAGGUCACCUCUCUGGAGCCCCACCUGGGGACUCACGCCCAGGUCCACCUGGGGCUCUUCACGACGGUGGAAUUAGUCCUUAUCCCCACUACCACCUGAAUCUCUGAUGGAUGAAGAGCAACUGGGGCGGCUCUCCAGACUUCAGGUUCCAGAGGCAGAGCUGGGUGAGCUUGGGUCAGUGACUUAACCUCUCGAAUCUUCCAUUUGCUCCCCUGAAAAUGGAAUCAAGGCCUCCCACCAAAGCACUGUUAUGAAUGAUAAAGCGCUCAAUAAAUGUGUCCGACUUGGCUGUUCACA
Molecule: messenger RNA, 2039 nt
Organism: Capra hircus (goat)
Lineage: Eukaryota; Metazoa; Chordata; Mammalia; Artiodactyla; Bovidae
Gene: CTU1
Product: cytosolic thiouridylase subunit 1
Exons: 3
Coding region: 200-1243 (347 amino acids)
Biological process (GO): tRNA wobble position uridine thiolation
Cellular component (GO): cytosolic tRNA wobble base thiouridylase complex; mitochondrion
Molecular function (GO): tRNA binding
Source: RefSeq, a predicted model, not a curated record